Salvelinus namaycush (lake trout) is the source of this 3037-nucleotide messenger RNA. RefSeq names its product solute carrier family 5 member 6 (gene slc5a6b). Gene Ontology annotation, biological process: sodium ion transport; biotin transport; pantothenate transmembrane transport. NCBI's taxonomy places the organism in Eukaryota, Metazoa, Chordata, Actinopteri, Salmoniformes, Salmonidae. The transcript has 17 exons. The coding region runs from base 582 to 2450 and encodes 622 amino acids. Gene Ontology annotation, cellular component: membrane. The record is from RefSeq and is a predicted model, not a curated record. Gene Ontology annotation, molecular function: sodium-dependent multivitamin transmembrane transporter activity.
UUUAUUAGCUAUAGCUUUACAAAUAUAGCUUGAGUAUCAGAAGCUUGAGACAGGCUUUUGAUUUCCGCUGAUCAUCUAUGUGGCAAUUAUCGUCAGAUUCAGAGAUGAUGCCUGGUCUUAAGCAAACCACGUUUUGAGCGCAUUAAAUUAAGCAAUCAUUGUCGCCAUGGAUGAUGCAAGACAGACAAAUAAAAGUGUUGGAUUGGAAGUUGGACUACUCUGCACCACACCGUAUCCAAGUAAAGACACAGAUAAUAAGUGUUGGAUUGGAAGUGGAACUACUCUGCACCACACCUUAUCCAGAAUUUCACUCACAGGCACCGAGAUAUGAAGAUGACAAGGGCGAUGCAAUGGCAGUAAUGGAAAAUCACUUCUGAACUCUUGUGGGGGCAACUUUGCCUGCUUGUCAAGUCGAGUGUCUUUUCCAGAAGGAUGUCUGGACCUGAAGGAGAGUGUGUCUGAAGUCUCUUCAAGGCUCUUGGGAUCUCCUUACGGAUGGGUGUGGACACCCUUAUGGAUGAGCCCCUCCACCUCCAUCCCAUUCAGCCAUAGUAGCCAUAUCCUGAUUCCUGGCAGCAAGUAUGGAUGCUUUGGCACAAAUGCACUUCACCACUAUCGACUAUGUCAUAUUUGCCCUUUUGUUGGCGUCGUCCAUGGGCAUAGGGCUGUACUAUGCCCUGUCAGGGGGUCGGCAGCGCACCACUCAGGAGUUCCUGCUGGCGGACCGGAGCAUGAGCUGCCUCCCUGUGUCUCUGUCACUAAUCGCUACAUUUCAAUCAGCGGUGGCUAUAGUGGGCGUGCCAGCGGAGAUCUAUACCCAUGGCACUCAGUACUGGUUCAUAGGCUGUGCUUACAUCCUGGGGCUAUUCAUUCCAGCACACAUUUUCAUUCCUGUGUUCUACAGGCUGCAUCUUACCAGCGUUUACCAGUAUCUGGAACUGCGGUUCAGCAAACCAGUGCGUAUCUGUGGAACAGUUACCUUCAUCUUUCAGACGGUCAUAUAUAUGGCUGUUUGUGUAUACACUCCAGCCCUAGCACUCAAUGCAGUUACUGGCUUUGAUUUAUGGGGAGCAGUGCUGGCCACUGGAUUGGUGUGUACACUGUAUACAACUCUGGGAGGCCUGAAGGCAGUAAUCUGGACAGAUGUCUUCCAGACCAUAGUGAUGUUUGCUGGCCAGCUAGCGGUCAUCGUGGUGGGGGUCCAGCAGACUGGGGGGGUGGCAGAGGUCUGGAGGAAGGUCUCAGAGGGGAACCGCAUCUCCGGCAUAGACCUGAACCCUGACCCUACAGUGGAGUACACGUUCUGGACCCUGGGAGUGGGGGGGGUCUUCCUGAUGUUGUCUCUGUACGGGGUCAACCAGGCCCAGGUCCAGAGAUACCUCAGCGCCAAGACCGAGAGGGACGCCAUCAUGUCUUGCUACAUGGUGUUUCCCUCUCUACAGUUAGCUCUAGCUCUGAGCUGUGUCAUGGGGCUUGUCAUGUUUGCACGCUACUGUGGGGAGGAUCAUUUCCACAAUCUAGGUGUCUUAUCAAAAAAUGAGAUGGUGUUGUACUUUGUGAUGGACAUGCUGCAGGGUCUACCUGGCCUGUCUGGACUGUUUAUCUCCUGCCUGUUUAGUGCAGCUCUCAGCACCAUUUCAUCAGCCUUUAACUCUCUGGCCACAGUGACCAUGGAGGAUCUGAUCAAACCACACUGCCCCUCCAUGACAGACGCCAGGGCCACCCUGCUCUCCAAGGGACUGGCAUGUUCAUAUGGACUGCUGUGUCUGGCCAUGGCCUAUCUCACCCACUUGAUGACUGAUUCCGUUUUGCAGACUGCUUUCAAAAUAUUUGGAAUGGUUGGUGGUCCUCUUCUGGGCGUCUUCUCUCUCGGGUUGUUCUUUCCUUGGGCUAACUCUACCGGUGCCCUGGUAGGGUUGGGGUCAGGCCUGGCGAUGGCCUUCUGGGUGGGCAUCGGGAGCAUCGUAACCAGUACCUCUGGAGGUCUUGCUGCUGUGUCUCAGUUCAACUGUACUGCUGUACAACUCUCAGGGAACAUCACCACAGCCAUGGGGACAGCACUCAUCAGUACUGCAAUGCCCACCGCUACACACAGCCGACCAAUGGGUCUGCAGAGGUUCUACUCCUUGUCCUUCAUGUGGUACAGUGCUCUCAACUCCUUCACUGUGGUGAUCACAGGGUUGGUUGUUAGCUUUCUCACAGGACCAAUGAAAGCGGAGGAGGUGACCCCAGGCACUCUUUAUCCCCUGUUGGGCAACAUGCUGUUCUUCGUACCAGAUAAACUCAAACAGAAGCUGUGCUGCGUCACCCCACUGGGGCAUGGGCCAACCAUCCAGGAAUGUCCACCUGCUCAACACGAGAGAAAUGGCCAGGCCGUCUACACAGAGGAGAGGCAAAGCUUUCUUCUUACCUCCCACACACCUGUUGUGGAACAUGAGACAGCGCUGUGAUGAACAGACUCUUCCACAACCACGUUAUAUCACGGUCCUCUGGGCAGUGAAAUGGUCCACACACUGUAUCAUGGUUCUGUUCUGAGGAGAUGAUGCUCUGAGAGGAGAAGUGUUGUUGGGAGGUAUUUUGCUCCAGAUUAAGCAAGGCACUACUAUGGCUGCACUGGUACUGUACAUGUCUAGCGUGCAUGACGCCUGAACAAGACCAAAGAAACCUACAGUAUUACUAAAAUCAACGAUAAACCCAAGGCCAUGUUAAUGUAUACUUUUGGAGACAAUCAGAUUUGAAUGGACCAUUUGUUUUGCUACAAGGUAUGAAAUGAAGACAUAUCAAGGGGCAUAACUCCUGAGGAAACACACAGAACUACUUGAGUACUGCUGGUUAUCGCUGUGCGCCAGUCAAUGAGAAAAUAGCUUUCUGUUAUUUGUGGAACUGAGUACUUGUUCUUUCAAUAAUGUGUUCCGGUGGGCGACUUUGUCAUGUUGGCCUGGUGUCUCUAAGUAGGUAUGGCAACAAAAUAUCUUCAAACGAUACUUGAGACAUUUUCAUUGCUUCGAAAAUGAGAAAAUAAACAUUUUUAAUAGUA